AAAUAUUUAUAACUCUACUCUGAUACGAACAUUUGAUAAUUAUCGAUUAAAUGAAAUCGGAUUUAUGACCCAUUUCGAAUCGCAACCGGAUGGCGAUUAGCGGCGAUGGUGAUCACGUCGAAAAAAACUGUCAUCAUCACGCUGGUUGGAAUCACGCAGGCGGAGCCACUCGGCUCGACGUCGUUCGCGCAUCUAGCUUCGUUUCGUGCGCCGUGAAAACGAGACGUUCCGUCUGUCGUCAUGGCGGAGAAUGUUUUCAUUCCGUGAUACGCCGACUCGCGAUUGCAUCGGUUAUCAACUCGGCUGGUCGCCGAUACGACGAGAACGACAAUAACAACAACAACAAUAACGACGUUGUUAACGACGUUGAUUCACGCUCGAGCUGGUGGAGACCCGACGACGAUCAUCGCGCGAUCAUGGACACGCGUGGCAUCGAGGUCACGAAUCAGCUUCGGAGCGCUAUUCGCGCCAAGCUUAUGGAGUUGGGAGUCCGUUAUGACGAAGAACUGCCUGAUUACAUACUGGUAAUGGUGGUCAAUAAGAAAUCCCGCCAGCAGAUGCACGACGACCUAAAUUUAUUCCUGGAAGAUUGCACGACCAUAUUCGUGGAUUGGCUUCACGAUCAAGUACUGAAAAAGCUACAGAAAGUCACUGUGACCAAGAAGAAAUCAUCUCGUGAGUUCGUGCCUACUGUGGUGGUAAAACAAGAGGAGGAGAGGAAGAAAAGGAAGGUGUCCACGACUUCGUUUUUAGAAGAUCAGACGGUGGAACAGUCUUUGGAUAAAAAUGCGAAAAGCGACAAGCAGCAACCGGUGCAGAAACAACAGAUGACAAAGUCAUCUGUACCUAAUCAAAAUCUGGAACAGAAUUACAGCAAGAGCGUAGAGAGAAAUGUGAAGGGUGUACAUAAUAAGAGCAGAACAGAUGAAACAUUGUCAAUUCAUAGUGGAUCCUAUCAGGAUUCUGUUUCCACAAGGAGACCGCAGCAGAAUUCCGGGCGUGAUGAGAGCACGGCGAAGGAGACAGUCACGCUGGAGAAUUCCGCUGUGAAAAUCACAGAUUCGCAUCGCGAUCAGAAAGCGAGUGAGGCAGUAGAUAAAAGCCUGAAAAGGUCACUGGAGUCGAAUUACCGUCAAGAGAGCACGGAGAAGAGAAGCAGCGAGGCGAAGCGGCCGAAAACGUCCGAGGAAGAUAAAGAGGAUAUAAAUGCAUCGUUAUUUUCCCCAGAUACGGCUUCGAGAAAGUUGAAAUCUUGCGUGAAUAAACCAAAGAUAACGUCAGUUGUAUCAGUGAAAAAUCGGCUCGGCGUAGCGUCAUCGCGGAAGAAAUUCGAAAUUUACAGGGAAAAAGAGGGCAAUGAUCGCUAUCGUCCGUCGGAGAAGCGUUUCGAGAAGCCGCAUCGUUACGAUAACGGACGCAGUGGGAAAGGCAGAAACUUCGAGGCGGAUGACCGAGGUUCCAGGCGGAAUCGUGACGGCGAUUCGUCACGACAUCAUGAGGCACCGAGCAAAGUCAACGACGUAAGAACUCGGAUAGAGAGCAACAAGAACGAAAGACUAAACAAGAACGUGGAGUCCAGAGAGAGGAUCCCGAAUUCGGGUACGAAAAUAGAAAAUAAUGUGAAAAAGUCUACGAGCACUAUUAAGGAUCGUUUAGGUAUCGUGGGUAUCAAUAAUAAAGCGCAAAGACAAUCUGCCAAGUUGCAAGAGCCAACGAACUAUUCUGAAAUCCGGAGGAAUAAUCUGAAGAAUUCAGAGCAAGUCGGAAACAACAAUAAGAACAUCAAAGACCGACUUGGUCCAUUGAGGAAUAAUUUCAGACCGGUGCAUAAGCAGAGACAACCUCGCAAUAAGGACGACGAGUCUCUGAUCUCUUUAAACCCCGAUGUCGAGGAAGAUGUGAGAGAAAAGGAAGUGGAGGAGGACGAGGAUGAGGUGGACAACGAUGAGCAGUCGCUCGGACCUGUGAAGUCGCACAUAGUUGCCGUGAACAGAUUCACGAUCUCUGCCGGCGCGAAGACAGAGAGGAAACGCACGAAAGUGAUUCCACUCGCAAUUCAAAGUACUGGCUAUUCGGGACACGCAGGCACAAAAUCGCAAUUAGAUAAAGUGGACAGAGGGAUGUCCAGCGAUAUAGAUGAGAACACCGAAGACAUUAAGUUGCCAAGCAAAGUGAUCGUCACGCCGAGACCUUUGAAGCCGCUGCAACCGACACAAAAGCGUGCCACACAAUCACUCUUGUUGCGAGCAGUCGCGGAGGCGAAUCAGUCGGUUGUCACGCAGAAGAAUCCGGAACCGUCUCUUUUCGACAAGAAGCCGGUCGUAAAGCGUCUUAAACCUGCCCCGGCUCGUGAUGUAAGUCAAAACUUGUCGGUACAUUUUAAUUCUAGUAAGAGACUGGUCAUGGAAAAGAUUCAGGUCGAAUUAAACACGGUAGACAGUCUGGAUAUGGAUGACGUCGAGCAUGAGCCUUAUGUACCUCAACCGGUAACAGAUGAGCAUAUGGGAGUCGUGAUGUCGUUGUUUCAAAGAAGCGACGACAAUCAGAAAUUCUUAGUUACUCUAAACGGAUACAACAACAAUCUCUUGAAAGAGAAGAUCAGUUCUGAGGACGAUGAGGAGCGCUUGGAAAUGGAGGUGAACGAGGAUGAUGAGCUCGCGCUGUUGACAACGCAUAACGAGGCGGCGGCGGCGACGACGACGACAACGAUGGCGACGGCAACGACAAUAGCGACAACGACAGCCAUUGCGCAGAACAAGAAUACAUUUAGAAUAACGACGGAUGAAACAGAAAACGAUAUGGAGGCUAGUCCAAAAGAGACGAGUGGAGAGGAGAACAAUGAGAACUGCAACACGGAGAACGUGGAUAAGACUGAUGACAUGCCGCGUAAACGGAGAAAAUUGAGCCCUAUAAUCUACAACAGAUCUCACUCUCCGAGUCCUACACGACUGAAAUCUACUGCGUUACCGGCAUUAACCGCCAAACUCCCGGAUAAAAAACCGUUGGUGGAGACCACAGUUCCGACCGUUAUAGACAAGUCUAGGGAGAAUUGUAGAUACUGGCCAAACUGUACAUUAGGAAACAAAUGCGCGUUCCUUCAUCCACCUGUCAUGUGCAGUGCCUUUCCGGCAUGCAAAUUCGGUGACAAGUGCGCCUACAAGCAUCCCAAAUGCAAAUUCGGUUUGUCUUGCACGAAGCUGGGCUGCGUGUUCUCGCAUCCCGCUCAGCAGUGCAAGUAUCAUCCGUUCUGUACGAAACCGGCGUGUCCGUAUUCCCAUCCGGCCACGUCCACUCCGGCGACGGAAACGACGAGCCAGCGAGCGAAAUUCACUUGGCGCCGACGGGAUUGAGCGUAUUUUUGCGCAUGUACAAACUUGAGUAUAUCGUUCAGAAUCGUGAUUCACGAAAGAUUAUUUUGUACAGGUCAGUGAUGAGAUGUACUUUACAAAUUAGAGUUGACAUGAGUUAACGUGAAUUCAUCGCAGCGAAAUUAAUUUCGCGAUUGAAGAGUGCGUCUAAUGAAAAAGAGAAUGAACGCUUCAUCAGUACAAUCGUGAUAUUAUGUCAGAUCGCAGCUUCACUUCCUCCACAAUAAUUGAAGAAUCCAACAAGAUAGAGAAAAAUUUUAAAAGCUUUAAACAGUAGAAAAAUUGAUUGUUCACUCUUUUAU
Molecule: messenger RNA, 3670 nt
Organism: Pogonomyrmex barbatus (red harvester ant)
Lineage: Eukaryota; Metazoa; Arthropoda; Insecta; Hymenoptera; Formicidae
Gene: Nab2
Product: Nuclear polyadenosine RNA-binding 2
Biological process (GO): regulation of mRNA stability
Cellular component (GO): cytoplasm; nucleus
Molecular function (GO): poly(A) binding; metal ion binding
Source: RefSeq, a predicted model, not a curated record